Molecule: messenger RNA, 6941 nt
Organism: Prionailurus viverrinus (fishing cat)
Lineage: Eukaryota; Metazoa; Chordata; Mammalia; Carnivora; Felidae
Gene: MAP3K20
Product: mitogen-activated protein kinase kinase kinase 20
Exons: 12
Coding region: 250-1626 (458 amino acids)
Biological process (GO): protein phosphorylation
Cellular component (GO): cytoplasm
Molecular function (GO): ATP binding; protein kinase activity; protein binding
Source: RefSeq, a predicted model, not a curated record
GAGGUCCACAGGCACGCCUCCCUCUCCCCUCCACGCGCUGCAGGGCUAGUGCGCUCCCCGCUCAGCUCCUCCAUCCGGGGCUGCGGAGGCUGCCGGGGCGGACGGAGCCCUCGAGGGUGCAGGCCCGGGAGGCCCGAGCGCUUCCCCACGCCCCGCCGGCCCGCUAGUCUGAGCAGCGGCGCGGGCAGGGAGGCCUGGCCGUUCCGCGCUCGGAGGUUUUGUGGAAGUCUAAUACUUCGUCAUUAUGAGAUGUCGUCUCUCGGUACCUCCUUUGUGCAAAUCAAAUUUGAUGACUUGCAGUUUUUUGAAAACUGCGGUGGAGGAAGUUUUGGGAGUGUAUAUCGAGCCAGAUGGAUAUCCCAGGACAAGGAGGUGGCUGUAAAGAAGCUGCUCAAAAUAGAGAAAGAGGCAGAAAUACUCAGUGUCCUCAGUCACAGAAACAUCAUCCAGUUUUAUGGAGUAAUUCUUGAACCUCCCAACUAUGGUAUCGUCACAGAAUAUGCUUCUCUGGGAUCACUCUAUGAUUACAUUAAUAGUAACAGAAGUGAAGAGAUGGACAUGGAUCACAUUAUGACCUGGGCCACUGAUGUAGCCAAAGGAAUGCACUAUUUACAUAUGGAGGCUCCUGUCAAAGUGAUUCACAGAGAUCUCAAGUCAAGAAAUGUUGUUAUAGCUGCUGAUGGGGUAUUGAAGAUAUGCGAUUUUGGUGCCUCUCGGUUCCAUAACCAUACAACACACAUGUCCUUGGUUGGAACUUUCCCAUGGAUGGCCCCAGAAGUUAUCCAGAGUCUCCCUGUGUCUGAAACUUGUGACACAUAUUCCUAUGGUGUGGUUCUCUGGGAGAUGCUAACAAGGGAGGUCCCCUUUAAAGGUUUGGAAGGAUUACAAGUAGCUUGGCUUGUAGUGGAAAAAAACGAGAGAUUAACCAUUCCAAGCAGUUGCCCCAGAAGUUUUGCUGAGCUGUUACGUCAGUGUUGGGAAGCUGAUGCCAAGAAACGGCCAUCUUUCAAGCAAAUCAUUUCAAUUCUGGAGUCCAUGUCAAAUGAUACUAGCCUUCCUGACCAGUGUAACUCAUUCCUGCACAACAAGGCAGAGUGGAGGUGCGAAAUUGAGGCAACUCUUGAGAGGCUGAAGAAACUAGAACGGGACCUCAGCUGUAAAGAGCAAGAGCUGAAAGAGCGGGAAAGACGUCUGAGGAUGUGGGAGCAAAAGCUGACGGAGCAGUCCAACACCCCGCUUCUCUUGCCUCUUGCUGCAAGAAUGUCUGAGGAGUCUUACUUUGAAUCUAAGACAGAGGAGUCAAACAGUGCAGAGAUGUCAUGUCAGAUCACAGCAACAAGUAACGGGGAGGGCCAUGGCAUGAACCAAAGUCUGCAGGCCAUGAUGCUGAUGGGCUUUGGGGAUAUCUUCUCAAUGAACAAAGCAGGAGCUGUGCUGCAUUCUGGGAUGCAGAUAAACAUGCAAGCCAAGCAGAAUUCUUCCAAAACCACAUCUAAGAGGAGGGGGAAGAAGGUCAACAUGGCCCUGGGGUUCAGUGAUUUUGACUUGUCAGAAGGUGACGAUGAUGAUGAUGAUGAUGAUGACGGUGAUGAGGAGGAUAAUGACAUGGAUAAUAAUAGUGAAUGAAAGCAGACAGCAAAGUAAGAAAAUUGAAAAUGUUCGGCAAACCAAAAGAAACUUGCUACUCAGUCUGUACGAAAACCAAUAAGGAGGUAGAAAAGUAAGCACGGAAUUUUUAAGCCAAUCACAUUUCUAUGACAGUCAUUUCUUUAAUGAUUUUACUUUUUUUUUUUUCCUGCUUACAGAAAAAUGGGGGUGUGGGGGAGGGUUAAGCCAGAAAGGUAUAUUUAAUGAGUCAGCAAAUGUGGUGCCUGAUUAUAGAAAUUUGUGACUCUAUUAUACAAUAUAGUAUUUUUCACAACUAAUUAUAUUCUGGCUUUUUUUUUUUUUCAAGCAAAUACUUUAUACUUUGAUUUGAUUUCAUUUAUUUAAUUGCUUAAGAAAACUUACAUUUUGAAAAAGCACUCUUAACUCCUAAUUCUUCUUAGACACUGAUUUUCUUGUAACACACUACAUUUCUUUUUCUUCUGGCAAUAUGCUGUGCUGUCAGAAAUAAUUGAGAGUGACUACAAAAUCCAACAAUAAAAAAAUUGAGAUGAAAGGCGGCGAUCACAAAUACUUCAGAAAUACCUAAAUGCCAAGAAUUUUCAAUACUUAAUAGCACAACUACUCACAGUAAAACCUGAGAGAUGUUCUUAAUAGUAUACUGGAAGAAGAAAUACUCUAAUUUGAAACCAACAGCAGAUGUUGCAGGCUUUCAUGCCAGUGCUAGCCCUGGAAGCUUCUGAACAACACAUGAUCAUCUGAGGCGUAGUUUAUAAAAGAAGGCUAUGGUCUUAAAGGGAAACUUACAGGCAGGGCAGCUCAAGUGCUAAUACAGACCUGCUCUGCGCUGCCGGUAAGGAUAUACGCAUGUUCUUUUUCCACAGGGGCAUGAAUUCUGGGUUCUAAAUAUAUGCAGAGAUGUUUUAAAGAGGGAACUAAAUAUAUAAAGGGAAGAGCGAAGGUAAAUUGUAUCUACUGAGACAGACGUGGAGGAUGAAGGGUCCUUUUUAAUUCAGAUCCAGCCUCCCAGAGUGUUUUGGGUUUUUUUUUUUUUUUUGACCUGGAUUGAGCCACACUGGUGAUAAAUGGAAGUGAAAACCUGGUUCUCCAGAGAGAGGUUCUCAGGAUGUUAUCACAUUUGUCAAAGCUAUAAAACACUGUUUGAAAAAAACAAAACAAACUACAAAACAUUUGUAGUCCUUAUAUAUACAAGAAAGGCAAAAGAAUAAAAACUUUUUUCAGCCUAUUUUGGAAAGAAGGGCCAUUCAUUUGACUAUUAAACUAAAACACUUUUGGUAGUUCUUUUUAUGGGGAAUUUAAGAAAGGAUAUCAUCAUAGAUAUUAUCUAAUACUAUUUCCAAGUAUACUCAAUCAGGAAAAGUCUCUGGAAAUUUGAAGCAUGACAGGCUUCUAAUCCCUAUUAACAGCUGAAAAAUACCACAAAAUGAUCAGUACACUGUGCCAGCUUUAUUUGGAGAAAAAUAACUAUUAAAAUGUCCUGGGGUGUGAAAUGCAGAACAGUCUAUAUGCCAUGGUGAUAAAGAGAAGGAUCUGUACUCAAAUUAUGAUUCAAAACUGCCAUGUAAUCUGUUAGAAAUUAUUUAACCUGCGUAUCUGUCUGCUCAUUUUUGCCAUGGGAAUGGUAACAGUACCCACUUCGAAGGAUUGCUGAAGGGAUUAAAUGAAAUAAUACAUGUAAAGCACUUAACACAGAACCAGGCCCAUGGGAAGUGGUCAGUUAACUUUAGCAAGUCUUCAUUAUGCCAGUGAAAAAUAAGUGGUUACAGUAACCUGGAAAACUAAACUAUCAACUUCAAGUAAUACUUAUUGAGUAGUAGGUGAUGAAAGUUAAAGUAAACAGCUUUCGGGAAAGAUGAAGAAAGCAUUCUUAGAACAUAAACUAUAUAAACAAAUUUAACCUGGUGUUCUUUGAAGACUACGUACCUGAGGGGUUUGCAGGCCCUGCUACCACCCAUAGACUAAGUAAAAACAGAACAAAUAGGUAAGUCUUUCCCCUGGGAGAUGGGUUCCCUCCAUACCCAAUCCAGUACACCUUCUGUCUAUGCAGCCAUUCACAGAUGCACACUACACAGUGCUGCCGGCAAACAGGCACAAACCUCAACAGGUGUCCUGUCCGUGCGCAGACGUAAGAGGAGCACUCCUUGACUCAAGCUGAGCCCCUCAAGCUGAACAUCUGGGAGCCAAGCAGAGGGGUGGUUUUCAACUCUUGACUUCCCAGCAUGCCCUGGGGGCACUGUAGUCCAGCAACCUGGAGGAGAGAAUCAAGGAGAGAGUAGUUAAAAUUUUUUUUUAAUGUUUAUUUAUUUUUGAGAGAGAGAGAGAGACAGAAUGCGAGUAGGUUGGGGGAGAGAGAGAGAGGGAGACACAGAAUCCGAAGCAGGCUCCAGACUCCGAGCUGUCAGCACAGAGCCCGACGUGGGACUCGAACUCACAAGCUGUGAGAUCAUGACCUGAGCUGAAGUCGGACGCUCAACCGACUGAGCCACCCAGGUGCCCCAAGUAGGAAGUAGUUUAAAAGCCUCUUGCACAUCUUUCUAGAGAAAGAUAAAGUCAUUCAUUCCACAGAUAUUCAUUGAGCCCCUUCUCUGUGCCAGGGACUGUUCCAGGGACCAGCUAGAGGGAGACCCUGGUGCUCAUGGAGCACACCUGCUAGUGAGCAGAGAUCCUGACAGUAAACAAAACAAGUGGGUUCUAUAGUACGUAAACACUUGUUAAGUGCAUGCUGAAAAACGGAGCAGGGAAAGAAGAUGACACACGCGGAGGAAUGUUGUGGGUUUUCAAGUGUGGUCGGACAAGGCCUCGCUGAUCAGGGAAUGUCUGUGGGCUAAUUUUGAGAUCUGCGCACUUUAUGUAAGAAUGUAAACCCUGCCUCUCAUUCAAGAAUCCUCAUCAACAAAUUUAGAACAUAUAAACAGAACGAAACUGACAUUUUUUUCUUAAUUUACAUAUAAAUCUAUCGUAAUUACACAUAAAGUUUCGGUGCACUAAUAGAAGCAGCCAAACAGGGCUAGAAGAGAAAGGUAAUAGGACUCUACUCAGACCUAGGGGUUACUGUUAAUUAGGGAAUAUCUCCCUGAUCUCUCCACUGCUGUCCUCUUCCUCACCAGUAUUCAGGGAUUUAGGGUACAGCAGAAUUGAAAACUUCAGUGAUAAGCUUGAAAUUGUUCUCCACCUGGAAUUGUAUUUUAUUAUAGGUAAUUAUCAUACAGCAUUACUUUAUGUUUCAGAUAAGUCCCUUUCUAGGGUUUUGAACAUCCCUAAAGUCUAAAUCCUAUAAACAAAAUUUUAAAGUGGUCUCACUCUAUCUGUGAAGAUUAUUUAGAAGACUUUAGACUCUUAUUACUUUUCAAAGGAACUGUUUAUUAUGCACAUUUCCUAAUGAUGUUAAUUGUACAGCUUCUAAUUCACUUUUCAAAUCAGUUUUUCAAAUGGCAAAUUGUUGAUGUUGGAUUUAUUUCCAAUUACUUGACUUACAAAAGUGUAUACUUAUAAAGAAACACUAAGAAAUUUAAAGAUUCACAAUAAUUGAAACUCUAAAUUGUCAUAAUUUUCAGUCCUACAACUGAAAAUAUAAUUACUCUUUUUCAUCUCUUUUUCUAUAUUCAUAAAGUUGACGAUCUAGAAUUUGAUGACUCUCUACCAGCCAUUCUCGUCUUGGGCACCUAAUGAUGUUUGGUGGGGGGGGGGGGGGGGGGAGGCUGGAGAAUAUUUUUGGUUGUCACAGUGACUGGGGUGUAUUUAAUGCCCAGUGCCAAAAAUGGUAACAUCCUGCAUGCCAGGGACAGUCCCACCCAAUAAAGAAUUCCAUUUACCAAUAGCAUUGUCCCUUUCCCCUUUAAGAAACUUGCUAAACCUGGCAGUUUUACAGUUCUGUAUCAAAUUUUUCUCCCUCAAACAAAAUUGCUCAAGUCAAAAGAUGCAUUUCCAAAAUUACAACUACUGUACAAUCUAUAGUUUAUAGGUUUGUGGCAUUUAUCUUAAAUCCUCCCUUGUGGAAAUGGUUUCUUUCCCCUUAAGAAUGCUGGUGGAAACUUUAUCUGGGGUGGGGGUUGGUGUCACUCUGUUACACUAAUUCCAAAAUAAGUAAAAAAGGAAAACAUCACUGAGGGAGCUAUAGUUCUUCAAAGCAGCCAGGUUAAUUUAAAAGGGCUGUGUGUGUGUGUGUGUGUGUGUGUGUUAAGUAAAAUCACAUUUUAAUAUUUUACAUUAAUAACCAAUGGGAAGAGUUGAAGGCACAUAGGACACUUGUUUUGGAUCCUCUGGAAAUGUUGAGGGCCAGUUUUUAGCCAGUGAUGUUUAACAUGCAGCAAAUCUGUUCGAUUUUAACACCAGCUGAGUUAAUUCAAAAUUGAUUCCCAUUAAAAUCAAGGAAUCAGACGUAAGAUUUGGGAGAGAUCCAGAAUGACUUCUCCUAGAACUAUGAUGUACAUAACUAUUUUUCAGAGUUUUCAUUGGAGUAGUAAGAAUUUCAUGAAAGAUCAUUUUAAAAGCUAUUCUGAGUUAAAUAUUGAGACUUUUUUGGUUUUUGAUACGCUAGACUUGUUGCAGCAUUUGAAAACUAGCACAUUCUCACUCUACCACAUAUGAGAGAGCAUAAUUUUUCUAUAAUCAGGCACCUUUUGCUGCUUUUGAGUAAGACUGUUUUCCUGUUUAGACUUUAAGCGUUGCCAGAAAGAACAAUCUGUUCUGUUCUUUCGAUUGUGGCCCAGCCUGAUAGCUGUAGCAUUUCUGUGAUGAAAAAGGAGCGUGUACCAGGAAAUCUGAAGGGCUAGCUAGCCAUGUUCGUUUAUGCUUCAACUAUCAGUUGCACACUGUUGCCUAUGAGGAGCUUUCUGGCAUGUGAUUAGUGACUUUAAAACUAGUGUUUCAAGCACCUACAUUAAUUAUUUUAUGUUGUGUGCAGAACAGUUUAACUUUUAAUGUCAGAUACAAUACACUGCACAUAUUGCUUUUGCACUUUUAGAAAUUUUGUACUAAAUAGGAAAUAUUUAUAUUCUUUGAGUGUGAGCUUUGAAUAGAUGGCAUUAUCACUUUAUUUUUUAACAAAACCUUUUUCUCAACUAUUCUGUUGCAAUGUUAUUCUGAGCAAAUCCUAUGCCAAAUAUCUUGUAUAAUGUUUGUAUGGGAGAUUACAUAUCACUCGUGUGUGCUAAGACUACUCAGUUAUUGAUUUCAUAGUUGGAAUUUGAUAUUCCAGCACAAGUCCACAAUGUAUUCAGAAAUCCAAGUUGGUGUCAUACAUUUCAUUUUGAUGUGAACUUUGCUUUUUUCUUUGUUUUAAGACUCCAUUUUGCAAUAAACGUUUUGACAGUAAA